Molecule: messenger RNA, 3302 nt
Organism: Drosophila eugracilis
Lineage: Eukaryota; Metazoa; Arthropoda; Insecta; Diptera; Drosophilidae
Gene: Rgk3
Product: GTP-binding protein RAD
Exons: 10
Coding region: 786-2240 (484 amino acids)
Cellular component (GO): plasma membrane
Molecular function (GO): GTP binding; calcium channel regulator activity; GTPase activity
Source: RefSeq, a predicted model, not a curated record
UCGCACGGAUCGGAUGUGAAAAGCGGUUGGAAAAUCGCCAGGCGCCCAACGUACCGUUUCGACGUUUCGAAUUAGAAAAACCCGCGUUUGGAAAACCCCAGAGUACGAAAAUAAUCUAAAUAAUAAUAUUAUAUACUGACUACAGCCAAGGCAUCUGUGUAUUUGCGUUUGAAACGCCCGAGUUUUAUGGUGGAAAAUACCUAGAAAAAUAGAGAGAAAAUAUUAUGUGCGUUUCGGUUUCGGCUUCACUUCACAUUAUCUAAAAAUAACGGAAAACAAGGAAAAAGAAAGUGAACAAGUGCAAAAAAUUAUCCGGCUAUAUAUAAAGUGGGCCGUCCCGCUGGUUUUUUUAUACAAAAUUAUCGAUCAAAUACAUAAGUAGUGCCCCCAGCCUAGACAGCAUAAGCCGCGCUGGAUGGAUGUUCGGGUUUGGUGACCAGCCGAAAGCGAGGACUCCUGAAAUUUGCUACCUGGAGGGGUUAGUCAGAGGUGCCAACAGCCGAACUAAAGAGUGCACCACAAACAAAAAGUCACACACCAUCCAAAACUCAGAUUAUGAAUUAUGCAACAAAGCAUCCACAGCAGUAAAAUAGAGCAACUAGAACCACAGCACGAACUGCUUAAUGCACACAAGUAGAAUCCCCUAGACUUGGCCAAACACUCGUUUCGGAGACCACCAGACCACUAUCAGCCGCAGACCAGAAGUCACCCAAAAAUUUCCCAGGAGGGACCAUUCGGCGAACAAAGGAGACUGAGACCGAUACCGAAAACCGAGACCAUUCGCCAUGGUGGACGACAUCUCCCCGAUGCAUCAUCGCAUGCAGAAGAAGACGAGGAGCGCCUCUAUUUGUGCCACAGGUGCUAGCAUCGAGACGGUCAUCCAUGGGAUGCCCGGCGCCUCUGGCAGUGCCACACCCGAGGGCGGUACACCCGGUUACCGUCGACGCCGGCCGGCCACGCGCUCCCAGAGCGCCCGCAUCACCUCCGGCGCCAGAUCGGUCCGCCAGAAGACGAAGGCACAGCAGCAGCAGCAGCAACAGCAACACACGCUCCAGGAGACCCGGAGCUACUGCACCAGUGAGCCCCGGCUGAGCGAGACGGAGACGCCUCCGCAGCGCCGUAAGCUAUCGCAGCGGAGGCCACAGCCUCACGCACACAGAAAGUCAAACGCCUUCCUGGACGUGCCCACCAUGAACAUGCAUCACCUGCGCGUCAACGAUGAGGAGGAGGACUUGGACCGAUUGCGCACUUUCAGCGCCUCCAAAGGAGGUAUCAUUAAUCGAGGUGACUCGUUCCGCCGCCGCCGCUCGAGGAGCAACAGCCUGGCUCCAUCGAGUCCCAUGCACACGCGAAAUGGUGUGGGCGGCCUGGGGGGCGUAACUGGAGGUGGGAGUAGCCUGGGACUGAGAUGUGGUUACAAUGGCGGCAGCAGCAGCAACGGAUUCGGAAAUGCCGCUCCCCAGGAGAAUCAUCAGCCGGUGGAAUUCUAUCGCGUGGAAAUGCUGGGAUCGGCAGGUGUGGGCAAACAGGCUCUGAUUUCCCAGUUUCGCACAUCGGACUGCAUCAAUGCCUACGAUGGACCUGAAUGCGAUGAGGCCGAGCAGAACGUCUCAAUCAUCUUGAAUGGGACCGAGUCGGAGCUGAAGUUCCUCACUGGCAAUCCGGAGAGCAAGGACGAACUGGAGCAGGCGGAUGCCUUUCUAGUGGUCUACUCCUGCAUUGACAAGGAGUCCUUCACGCGGGCCAAACAGAUUCUAUCACGACUACAGGACAUGGACCUUCUGCGCCACCGCCCCACCAUCCUCGUGGCCAACAAAAUUGAUUUGGCCCGCUCACGCGCCGUUUCCGCCCAGGAUGGCAAAUGUCUGGCCUGCACGUUCGGAGCCAAGUUUAUCGAGGUCUCCGUGGGCAUCAAUCACAACUGUGACGAGCUCCUGGCGGGCACGCUCACCCAGAUUCGGUUGAAGAAGGAUCAGAACCAGCUUCAGCUUAAUCCGAAAAAAUCAAAAGAUAAAAGCAAAUUUAAAGAAAACACAAACGUAGAGACUGUAGAAACUGAUAAAUGUCUGACUGAUAUUAAAGCCGGCGAAGGGGGACCGAGGGAUGCCAAUUCGCCGCCGCACUGGUACAAAAGCCGCAGUGUGAUGCUGGCCAGCAUGAAGGCCCGCCAGAUGCUCACCUGGAUCCUGGGCAAGGAGGACUCCAAGUUCAAGCACUGCGAGAACCUGCAAGUGCUUUAAACAAAAAUCAACCAAAUCUAUAAGUCUAUAUUCUUAGCGACUAAGUGUGUCGAUAUGUGAAUAUGUGUAUAACAACCGGCAGGAGCUGGCGGGAAGCUUUAUAUCUAAGUGCUACCAGAUGGGCUCAUCUAAUAUGUAAACAGGUUUCGACGGUUCGAAUCUCUCCAAUCCGCCUGUAAACAACCAUUUGCAUACUUACGAGUGUGUGCCACCAGCUAUUUGUAAUGUCUAACGUGUAAGCCUGAUAAUCAAAAAUUAAAUCAAAUUUAAUGUAAAACAUAGGGACAUAACGCUAGCAGCGGCUAUGUGUACGAGCAACUUAAUGGAACCAAGCGAAAGGAGCAAAACCAAAAAUACUAACUAAACUUAACUAAACUAAACUAAACAGAGAACAACACUACUUAUGUACUUAACUAGCAACUUUAGUAACUUUUCUAAGCCAAGAGCAAGUAGGGGAAUAUUUUUCUUAAGCUGGCUAGCGGCUUAACUAUUUACAAGGAAAAAUAAAAAGGUGUGCAAAAUGUUUCCAUCAAACAAAAUAUAUAUAUAUUAACCCAAGGCGAAGGAUUUUCAUAAAAGAUUUAUAUAAAAUGAAUGUAUGUAUAUCAGAAUGCCGCACUUUGUUAUUUUCAUUUUCUGCAGCUAAGGGAAGUCUUACAGGGUCUUUAGUCAACAGUUAGUUAGCUGCCUAGUAAGAAUGCAAAAUAUGAAUAUAUAUUUAACCCUCGAUGAGUGUCCAUCAUAUGUUUAUAUUGUAGAAUUAGAAUUCAAUAUUCUUUGUGUCUUCCUUAGUCAAAUAUGUAUGUGAGUGCGUCGGUGUGUUUAUAUUAGGGAUCCUUCCAAAAUAGUGCAAUGCAAGGAAUUCAAGUGUCAUCCACAAGCCUUCAUGUAAAUGUGCUCAAUGUGGAAACAUGAAAAAACUACAAUAAUACCCUUAACUCUAGUGAGAAAUAUAUAUAUAGAUUGAUGUGUACAUAUGCUUAAUCACGUGUGGAUAUUUGCAAAGCGCCUAGGCUCUACAAUAAAAAAUUAAUAAAAUAUUUAAAUGUUUAACAAUAUAAA